Eruca vesicaria subsp. sativa (arugula) is the source of this 829-nucleotide messenger RNA. Lineage: Eukaryota; Viridiplantae; Streptophyta; Magnoliopsida; Brassicales; Brassicaceae. The record is from the annotation of a GenBank genome assembly.
CAACAUCAUAAUAUAUACAUACGUACCAAAUGGCUGCCUCUGUUCAAUUUUUCCCCUUAUACCCACCACCCUCCGAUCAACAUCCCCACCCUUCUCCCUUCCCGGCUCCACCGCAUCACCCACUUCAACCACCGCCUCCUUCUUCCUACAUUUCCCCACCUCCUCCCCAUCACCCACUUCAACCCCCGCCUCCUUCCCACUUCGUUCCUCCACCAUCACCUAGUCCUCAUUUCCCACCGCAACCUAAUCCUCGUCCUCAUCAUCCACCGCCUCCACCCCACGUUCUUCCACCACCUAGUCAUCAUUUCCCACCGCCUCCACCUCACGUUCUUCCACCACCUAGUCCCCAUUUCCCACCGCCGCCACCUGGGCACCAUUCAACUGUUAUCAUCGUGGUUGUAGUCUCUCUUGGAGGUUUAUUUUUUCUUGCAUUCCUUGCUGCUGCUCUCUUCUGCUGUACCAAGAAAAGAAGAAUGUCUUCUCAGAAAACUGAAAUCACCAAGUUUGAUGAACACCUCAAAGUCGAAGAAGUCAUAGUGCCAGGACCCCAUGGCGAACCAACGAGAAUGGUCAUGGUUGAGGAAGACAUUCAUUUGGAAGAGGAUAUUUACAAGACUGAAAAGCUUAACCAUGCUCCUCACCUUAAUUCAACUGGAGGACAUGCCAUUGAUAUAUCAGAGCCAAAGCAUCACCUUGUUGAGCACAAGUCCUAACUCAUGAGCCCGGAAACAAAAAAAAAAAAUAUAUCAUCUUUACUAAAUGUUAUCAAUUAUCUAUUUCGAUCAUCUAAUGAAUAAUGACAAUAUAUUCUAUCAAAUCUUCAAACCCA